Penicillium verrucosum is the source of this 204-nucleotide messenger RNA. RefSeq lists its product as uncharacterized. Lineage: Eukaryota; Fungi; Ascomycota; Eurotiomycetes; Eurotiales; Aspergillaceae. Bases 1 to 204 code for a protein of 67 amino acids. The record is from RefSeq and is a predicted model, not a curated record. The transcript has a single exon.
AUGCAAUAUGACUUGCUUUGCUCAUCAAGUCCUGCAUACUGCAUGCAGAAACUCGAUCUCCGUGGCAGCCAUGGGAAUCCCGAGGCUGCCCAGGUGGUGUCACAAGCUGAGUCAGCUGACUACGGGAAAGCCGUUCCCGAGGCCCGGGAGCUAAGAAUUUUGCGUCGAGGGUUCUCCAGCUCAAUUGAGGUCCGCCAGCACUGA